Molecule: messenger RNA, 1695 nt
Organism: Darwinula stevensoni
Lineage: Eukaryota; Metazoa; Arthropoda; Ostracoda; Podocopida; Darwinulidae
Source: the annotation of a GenBank genome assembly
GUCCAAGCGGACCUAGGCUAGCUGGAAUGGUGAAGGAGAUAGUGCAGAUGGGUGCAUGUAUGGGCCGCUGCCUCCAUGCCUGCAAAAGUCCAAGAAAAUUCAGAAAUCGGGGCUUCCAUUAUCAACGGGGAGAAUUCGUGGAUACUGAGGCAAUGCUGCGGGCAUCAUCAGGAGGAGGGCCCAUAAGGUAGCACUUUUGAGGCAUCACCUGUGUCAUCAUUCUUCUUUGAUUCACACCCCUGCAAUGACAAUGAAACUCCAACCCCAAUAUGCAUGAUAGGCCUAUUUUACCCACCCUUUUCUCAAACACAUUAAUAAAUUAUAGGAAAAAUGUAGGUAAAUGGUAGAUAAAAAUUGACUCUUAGAUGUGCAUGCGAGAGGGUAAUGCCACAAGGUAAAAGUCCUUUCUUCUUCCCACAUGCAGCAUUUCACGGUUCUUGGAGCGCUGGUCUUUGCAUAAGCAUCAAGGGGAUGAUGAGCUAAGUAUGUUGGAGUUGGAAGAGACAGAGCCAAUAUCAGACAAUCUCAUGACCAUAAACCCAGCCAGCCUGGCUCAUAGACAACUUCCCAUUCCUAAACAAAGUCCAGCUCACAGAGCUUUGAUGAGCCAGAGGGAACACAUCACUUCCACACCUCCUUCUUCUAUCGACUUGGAAUGGGAACUGGAAUGUGGUAUGCCAGAUCUCAUUCUGGACUCUCAGAAACGAUUGCUAAAAAGUGAAGAGGAGGAUGAAGAGGAUGACAGUGUCCGUCACUUGGGCUCAUCUCCAAGUACAUCCUUGGAAUGGGAUGCAACAGAGCAAGGAAAUCCACCAUUGGGGGACAAUCCAAUGUAUAACAUUGACCAUGAGACAGAAGAACUCAUCCAAGAGAUAGAACAGCUUACAGCACGUGCACUACAAGAGACUGGAUUGCCUCUAAGGUGAUUUCUCAGUGUAAUGUACCCUUAUUCAGUACCCUGAAUUCCCACAUAACAAGCUUCCAUGUGUGCAAACCCAAGCGUUUCCUCAUAACAGCAAUAAAUGGAAAUGUAAUUUUGGGCUGUGAUGCAGGUCUUCAACACCUGGAUGUAAGAUGUAUCAGAUGAGUUGGCUUCCUUCAUAUUAAAAUUGCUCCAUGAAUGUGAUUCUUUGUGAUUUGAAUCUGUGGGUUAUCUGUGUUAUGUCAAUGUGCUGAUGGUCAGAACAAUGUCAGUAACUUAGUCCUUUAUGUGCUUUGUGUCAUAUCAACAGCAGUCAUGGGACACCUUGCCAAACCUUGUGACAUGCAAACAAUCCCCUUUUGUGCUGAAUUUACUUGAAUCAUGGAAGAGUGGAUUGAAUGUGCUUUUCUUGUUACAAGAAUGGACCCCCUGAUUACAUUGCAUUUAUAUUGCACUUCCCUAUUAUGGUCAAUCACAUCAUCAGUUUUUGAAUUAUAGUUUCAUUUCUUCCCAUUCAGCAAUCAUGUCAUCAGUGAAGGAAAAUAUAGAUUUUUCCUUGACAUAAAAAACUAUUCUCCUACCUCAGUAACUAGCAGAGCAUCAACAGAGGCCUAUUGCAUGAUGCCAUUUUCGACAUUGACCAUUAUUUUAGAAUAAAUUUGUCAGUGGUUCAUACCUAUUUGUCACCCUCAUGAUGUCAGCUAUAUCAUACAUUUUUGUAUGUUUUCAUGCAGAGCAACCAUGUGGUAAACCCAUGUUUUUCCAUGCAGAAG